UUUCGCACAACCCUCCCCCCAAUUUUCCUUGCCUCUUUUCCGCACGGCCCGGAGCACUUUUGUCCUCGUCAAAAAGCCUCUCUCGCUCUCUCUCUUCGUUUUUCUCCCUCGUCGCCCAGCAAAGCCCAACACCUGUCUCAUCGAUGGAGCGUUUCGCUUGGCCUGAGAACCUCUCCUCAAGCCGCAAGCACGCGAUCCAGGAUCUCCUCCAUGACCAGAAUCCCACGAAGAAGCUCAGAGAUCUUUUCGACGCUCACUCUCAAACUGGCAAUAACACAGGGCAGCCCCUGUUCGCUGAAGAUCUGUUCUUCAACGUCCUCAGGUCGUUCGGCAACUCCAUAUCUGAAUCGAUGAGCGCCGAGUCCGACGAGGUCUUGCAGCUCCCGACCAACGCCUGUGUCAGGUCCGAGAUCUCGGAGGGAAGUGAAAGCAUCAAGCCUCCGAUCCCAAGUGUAUUUACAUCAAUGGAGCGUUUCGCUUGGCCUCAGAACCUUUCCACAAGCCGCAAGCGCAUGAUCGAGGAGAUCCUCCGAGCCCAGAAGUCCGUAACGACGCUCCUAGAUCUGUUCAGCGCUCAGUCCCAAGCUGGCAAUAACAUACAGCUGCCCUCGUCUGCAGAAGAUCUGCUCGAAGACCUCAAGGAGUCGUUCGCCAACAGCCUAUCCUUAUUGGGGAUGGCCGAGUCCGACGAGGUCUCGCAGGUCCCAACCAAAUCCUGUGUCAGGUUGGAGGACUCUGAUGAGGAGAGCACUAGUACCCCGGUCCCGAGGCAAUUAAGAGGGACUUCGAAUACAUGGACAAGAUUGGAUGACCAUGAAUUUGUCUACGACGGGUACUCAUGGAGGAAAUAUGCUCAAGAAGCGAUUCUCAAGUCGGAGUUCCCAAGCUGUGUUUGUAGGAACUACUACGGAUGCUCUCACAAAUUCGACCAGGGGUGUCAAGCGACCAAGCAGGUCCAAAAGAUAAAGGAUGACCCACCCAUCUACAGAACUAUAUGCCAAGGCCACCACACUUGCAAGUAGGGGUAAACAUGGUAUUAGGGUAGAACUUGAAACUU
This is a messenger RNA of Eucalyptus grandis, 1057 nucleotides long. RefSeq names its product probable WRKY transcription factor 62. Gene Ontology annotation, biological process: regulation of DNA-templated transcription. The coding region runs from base 144 to 1022 and encodes 292 amino acids. The transcript has 4 exons. Gene Ontology annotation, molecular function: sequence-specific DNA binding; DNA-binding transcription factor activity. The record is from RefSeq and is a predicted model, not a curated record. Lineage: Eukaryota; Viridiplantae; Streptophyta; Magnoliopsida; Myrtales; Myrtaceae.